CCGUGGUCACACUAAUAAAAGAAAUUUAUUUGCAAUUCAAAAUUAGAUCAAAAUUUCUAGAAUAUGCGGUUGUUGGUUCUCUAUGGGAGUCAAACGGGCACUGCUCAGGAUGUGGCGGAGCAGAUCUGGAGGGAGUCACACCAACGGGGUUUCCAGGGCCCGGUGCUGCCCUUCGAUGAGUUCGAUGUGUCCAAACUGAUCGAUGAGCGCCUCGUGGUGUUUGUAGUGGCCACCACCGGCGAUGGAGUGGAGCCGGACAACAUGAAACUGGCCUGGCGGUUUCUGCUCAAGCGCAGUUUGCCCGCCCAAUCCCUUCAAGGUAUGCAGUUCGCCUGUCUUGGCCUCGGCGAUUCUAGCUACCCAAAGUUUAACUAUGCCGCCAAGAAACUGAGCAAGAGGCUGCAGAAUCUGGGCGCUACAUCCGUGUGUCCAGUGGGGCUGUGCGAUGAUCAGCAUGACUAUGGACAUUUGGGCGUUUCGCUUGCCUGGACGAAGGAUCUAUGGACGGCACUGAAGGGCGUCUCUGGACUGGAUGAAAGCAAAGUGUCGGACAGUAACCAAACAUUAGGAAAGUGGUUGGUAACAGAGCUUCCUAGAGACUCACAAAUUACUCCUUCGGAAUCCCUCCACUGGACCCAAAAGCAAACCCCAAAGCUACUCAAAGUCCAGGAAAACCAAAGAACUACAGCGGACAAUCACUUUCAGGACGUUCGUUUCCUGCUGCUUCAAAGUCAAAAUGAAGAUCUCAGUUGGGAACCCGGCGAUGUGCUCGACGUUCAGCCUCAAAACAGCGAUGAAGCUGUUAAAGCAUUCUUUGAUCUGAUCCGCGAGCAUAAACUGAACUUUGAUGAAAACACUGUGGUGGAAAUAACCAGUGCCCAUCCGGAUAUGCCCCUUCCCAAAGCCUACUCCAUUCCUUUAAGCCUCCAGCAAGCGGCCAAAUUUGUUUGGGAUUUAAGUGCCAAGCCGCGGCAACGAUUCCUUGAGGUGCUUGGACAAAACUGCAAUGAUGAAAUGGAAAAGGAGAAGCUAAUGGAAUUCUGCUCCGCCGAGGGUAUAGAUGACCUGGUGGCUUACGUGAACAGACCCCGAAGAAAACUACUGGAAGUUCUGGAAGAUUUCCGACAUGCUACCUCCAGUUUAACUAUACAACAGCUCUUUGAAAUGAUGCCUCUGAUCCAACCUCGUAGUUUUUCCAUUGCAUCGGAUGCGUCUUCUCCUACUCUCGAUUUACUGGUGGCUGUAGUGGAGUACAAGACAAUUAUGCAUACGCCUCGCCUGGGCUUAUGCUCUAAUUGGCUAAAAAAUCUGCAACCGCAAUCAGAGCUUCGUGGAUUGGUCAAAAAAGGAACGAUGACUUGGCCAAAGGAUUUGAGCACACCACUUAUAAUGGUCGGUCCUGGCACCGGCAUUGCUCCUUUCCGUAGUAUAAUCCAAAACCGAUUGCAUGCUAAAUCAAAGGGUUCAUCCAUUGGCCCUAUGGUUGUAUUUUUUGGCUGCCGAAAUAAGACUGCCGAUUUCCAUUUUGAAAAGGACUUUUCCAGCUGGACUGAAACCAACCAAGUGGAAACGUACAUUGCCUUCUCGAGGGACCAGGAUCACAAGGUCUAUGUCCAGCAUCUAAUCACACAGAACGGUGAACACCUGGCAAAACUGAUACAAGACCAAAAUGCAUUUAUCUACGUAGCGGGGAACUCUAACAAUAUGCCAAAGUCUGUUAGGGAGGCCUUUGUCGAGAUUCUCGGUGGCGAUGCGGAUUAUGUGGAUUUGAUGAUCAAACAGCGACGAUAUCAGGAGGAAACCUGGGCGUAAUAUCUACUUUAUUUGUGAAUAGUUCCUAUUUGUACAGUUUUGGACGGAAAUUAUAUUGUUGAACUCUAAGGCCA
This is a messenger RNA of Drosophila ficusphila, 1886 nucleotides long. Its product is annotated as NADPH-dependent diflavin oxidoreductase 1. The coding region runs from base 64 to 1812 and encodes 582 amino acids. Gene Ontology annotation, molecular function: FMN binding; NADPH-hemoprotein reductase activity; flavin adenine dinucleotide binding. NCBI's taxonomy places the organism in Eukaryota, Metazoa, Arthropoda, Insecta, Diptera, Drosophilidae. The transcript has a single exon. Gene Ontology annotation, cellular component: cytosol. The record is from RefSeq and is a predicted model, not a curated record.